AAUAACGGAGGCAGCCUUCCUGAUGAGUUUGUUCAGUGUGUUUGUGUCUCUGGUUCCGAUGCUGCUGCCCCAGCAGACGAUAGAGGAGAACAGAGCGCUGGCCACAACAGACUGGUAGGACAUCUCCAACAUCCUGCUGCACACGUUGAAGGAUCUCAGCUUCCUCUGGAAAUGGAGUCUGCUCAUCCCCUCCUUGUAAACAGCAGUGCUGUUGAUUUUCCAGUUCAGCAUGAUUGAGACAGUAGGAAGACAGGAGAGGAUGGGAGAGAGAGAGGUCAAUCACAGAGUGGACCGAGGCACGGGAGAAAGUAGGCCUAACCGUAAAGAAGACCUUUAUCUGGGCUUUUUAACAAAACAACACCUGAUUAUGAUAUCUGUGGCUGUUGGACUUGUCAUCCUGGUGAUUAUCGUUACUGUCGCAGCCGUGCUCGCCACAAAGCAAGGUUCCUCAGCAUCUCUUCCCCCGUUUCCUCCUGGUGGAGACAUGCUGGACUUCCUGGUUCAGUCGGGUGAGAUCAGUGAACCUGACGGUCUGUUGGCCACCUGGUUUCACAGAGCCAAUAACAAGGAGGAAAUGAACAAAGCUCUCACAAGUGAGGCUAUGAUCCUGGAGGCUGAUAUCACUCUGGACGGUUAUGGGACACCCAGUGAGAAGCCAAUCCCUAUCAUGGCCCACCCUCCUGACAUCUAUAGUGACAACACACUGGACCAAUGGCUGGAUGCUGUGCUGGCCUCUAGAAAAGGCAUGAAGUUGGAUUUUAAGUCUCUGGGAUCAGUGGGUUUGUCAUUGGACCUGCUUAGUCAAAAGAACAUUAGCAGAGGAAUAAACAGGCCUGUGUGGCUGAAUGCUGACAUCCUUAAAGGUCCCAACACACCAGACUUUGUGCCUCUAGUCAAUGGAACCAGAUUUCUGCAGUUGAUUCAGGAGAAGUUUCCAGAUGCCACUUUGUCCCCUGGAUGGAAGGUGGCCUAUUCUCCUCCAUUGUUCACUGCGACCUACACCAGGGCCAUGGUGGAAGACAUGUACGCUAUGGUCAAAGAUGUCCCCCAAAAGGUGACAUUCCCGGUCCAUGCCUUGUUGGUUCGCAGUGGCUGGCAGCACCUCAGCUGGCUCCUCAGCCAGUCACCACGGUUCAGCCUGACUUUGUGGCAGGGUUCUAUCCGCCCAAACGUCAGCGACCUGCUGUUCGUCCGUGAGAACAGCCACCCUACCAGAGUCUACUACGAUAUAUACGAACCAACGCUGUCGGAAUUCAAACAGGCUGCAAAGCAGCAGGGCCUCCUGAGGAGAUUCUAUCCUGGGGGAGACCUGAUGGACUUCCUCUAUCCGAUUCACAACCCUGACUCCCUGUCCACGGCCGCACAACGCAACAGCCUGGCAGUCCAUUGGUUUACAGUCACUGAGCGAUCCUCCCUGUUGGCUCAGCUUUCAGAUGGUGAUGGUGGUAUGCUGGUGGUUCAGGUGACCGCUGACAGGAACCAGCCUGAAGUCCCUCUGCUGGAAGGUUCUGGGAAGAGCUCAGAGGCCCUCACACUGCAGGACAUCCUGCAGCUGCUCGGGCAGAGAGCUGAUGCCCCCUGGGGUGUUCACCUGCGGAUCCGCACUCAGCAGCUUCUGGAAGCUUCUCUCAAACUGCUGCACUCAGCCUACAGCGAAGAGACGCUCUACAGGCCUGUCUGGAUCAGCAUGGAGGGUCUGCAGAGCACUGACAGCACCACGGAGUUUGUAUCCACAGUAGAGAGGCUGUUCCCUUACGUCACCCUGGUCCUGACGGAGCAGAACUGGCCUCCUCGGAUCCCAGCGACGGGCUGGUCUCAGAGGGUGGCGCUACACCUGAACACCGCAUCGCUGCCGGAAGGACAGGAGGCGCGGAACUCUCUAAUGGCACUGAUGGAUAGAUAUGACCUGAUAGUAGAGGAUACAACACGCAGUGCUGGAGCUCUCGAGGUCUUUAAAGGACUUGUGAGCCAGCGUACAGGCAGAGCAAACACAAACCUGUAUGUGAUAUCUGAUCGAUCCUAACGGUGGAUGGACUCGACUGACCCAGAGAUACGUCAGUUAUCACUUAAAAGGAUAUUUGUGUCAUACAGUUGCCUCUUAAAAUGACAUAUUGGAAGAAUUGGAUAUAUUGGAAGGCUAAUGUUAUCAGGCUGAUACUGGCUCGUUACUGAUCUAUCCAGUCCCUCCAGAAAAAUGUGAUUAUACGAUCGCAUAAUUCAGUGCAUAAUGAGCCAAAGUCCGCAUAUUUAUGCGGGGGCUGCAUUUUUUCAAAUACGGCGCACUUUCGCCGCAUAAAUCACUUUUUUUUUCCUUUUUCAUCAAACCACAGUUUUUGC
Messenger RNA from Perca fluviatilis (European perch), 2337 nucleotides. It is a transcript of the gene fam151a, whose product is annotated as family with sequence similarity 151 member A. The transcript has 14 exons. The coding region runs from base 230 to 2023 and encodes 597 amino acids. The record is from RefSeq and is a predicted model, not a curated record. Lineage: Eukaryota; Metazoa; Chordata; Actinopteri; Perciformes; Percidae.